AUGGGAGGGAGCACGUUAGGACCCUCUGUUCCUGAGGGAGAGGGGCAGAACGUCCUCCCCGGUUUUCCAACCCCAGUGGGUGCGGUGGGAGAGUCCGUGGCGAGGCUGCGCCUGCACCUGCAUCCGGGCCGGCUCCUCCCCCUAACUCCAAGCACAUUCCUCUCGCAGCGCUGCAAGGACCGCCUGAACUCGCUGGCCAUCUCCGUGAUGAACCAGUGGCCCGGCGUGAAGCUGCGGGUGACCGAGGGCUGGGACGAGGACGGCCACCACUCGGAGGAGUCCCUGCACUAUGAGGGCCGCGCGGUGGACAUCACCACGUCGGACCGCGACCGCAAUAAGUACGGACUGCUGGCGCGCUUGGCAGUGGAGGCCGGCUUUGACUGGGUGUAUUACGAGUCGAAGGCGCAUGUGCACUGCUCCGUCAAGUCCGAGCACUCAGCCGCAGCCAAGACAGGCGGCUGCUUCCCGGCUGGAGCCCAGGUGCGCCUGGAGAGUGGGGCGCGGGUGGCCUUGUCAGCUGUGAGGCCGGGAGACCGAGUGCUGGCCAUGGGGGAGGACGGGAACCCCACCUUCAGUGACGUGCUCAUUUUCUUGGACCGCGAACCAGACAGGCUGAGGGCCUUCCAGGUCAUCGAGACCCAGGACCCCCCACGCCGCCUGGCGCUCACGCCUGCCCACCUGCUCUUCACGGCCGACAAUCACACGGAACCGGCGUCCCACUUCCGGGCCACGUUCGCCAGCCACGUACAGCCUGGCCAGUAUGUCCUGGUGGCUGGGGUGCCAGGCCUGCAGCCUGCCCGGGUGGCAGCUGUCUCCACACACGUGGCCCCCGGGGCCUAUGCCCCACUCACAAGGCAUGGGACCCUGGUGGUGGAGGAUGUGGUAGCUUCCUGCUUCGCGGCUGUGGCUGACCACCGCUUGGCUCAGUUGGCCUUCUGGCCCCUGCGACUGUUUCACAGCCUGGCAUGGGGCAGCUGGACCCCUGAAGAGGGUGUACACUGGUACCCCCAGCUGCUCUACCGCCUCGGGCAUCUCUUGCUAGGAGAGGGCAGCUUCCACCCACUGGGAAUGUCCGGGGCAGGGAGCUGA
Molecule: messenger RNA, 1089 nt
Organism: Galeopterus variegatus (Sunda flying lemur)
Lineage: Eukaryota; Metazoa; Chordata; Mammalia; Dermoptera; Cynocephalidae
Product: indian hedgehog protein-like
Exons: 2
Coding region: 1-1089 (362 amino acids)
Biological process (GO): smoothened signaling pathway; cell-cell signaling; intein-mediated protein splicing
Molecular function (GO): patched binding; calcium ion binding
Source: RefSeq, a predicted model, not a curated record